Dreissena polymorpha is the source of this 1768-nucleotide messenger RNA. RefSeq names its product 3-oxo-5-alpha-steroid 4-dehydrogenase 1-like. Gene Ontology annotation, biological process: steroid biosynthetic process. The transcript is spliced from 5 exons. The record is from RefSeq and is a predicted model, not a curated record. The coding region runs from base 193 to 996 and encodes 267 amino acids. Gene Ontology annotation, cellular component: membrane. Lineage: Eukaryota; Metazoa; Mollusca; Bivalvia; Myida; Dreissenidae. Gene Ontology annotation, molecular function: 3-oxo-5-alpha-steroid 4-dehydrogenase activity.
UUGCUCGGGAAACUUGAGGUUUUGAUUUACCCAAGCCAACGCCUCAUAAAAGGAAGUAACCUCAAGAGCUAAUUGCGUAUUUUAAACCAUCGAAAACUUUACCCGUUAACCCGGAUAACGAUUGUUGAGUCUCACUGUAGAUCGGUUUACAUAAGGACAAUAUCGCUCACUGUGUGCAUUUGACAAUUUACAAUGGAAAUUUCAACGUUAACGACGUUGGUAAAUCUCGUUUACCAGAACGACAUUUAUAUUCUGCAUCUAGUUUCGUAUACAUACAUUGUUACAUCGGUGUUAGUGUUGUUCUUGCUAAUUUCUGGAAUAACCGCCCCGUAUGGUCGCUAUACACGCGAUGGAUGGGGAAUUUUCGUUAAUGGAAAGUUGGCAUGGUUCGUUCAAGAGAUCCCAUCGUUUGCAGUUCCAGUGAUAUUUAUCUUCCAAGAUGCUCCCGGCUUACGAAAGGCGCCGAAUGUUUUGCUAUUUUCAUUGUUUGUCAUACACUAUUUUCAAAGAGCGUGCAUAUUCCCUUUUCUAAUCAGGGGAGGUAAGCCGACUCCGUUCGUGCCGUUCUUUCUCGCCCUUGUGUUCUGCUUCGUCAAUGGCUACCUUCAGUCGGCCUUCCUUCUCUUCCACGCAGACUACGGCAACAACUGGUGGACCAGAACACAUAUAUGGAUAGGUGUGGUUAUCUUUUUCGCGGGUAUGUUUAUUAACAUACAAUCUGAUCACAUCCUGCGCAAUCUGAGACAACCAGGCGAAACAGGCUACAAGAUCCCUAAAGGUGGAAUGUUUAACUAUGUUUCGGGAGCGAACCUUUUCGGCGAGAUUCUGGAGUGGUUCGGUUUUGCGGUGGCCACGUGGUCGUUUCCCGCCCUCGCGUUCUCGUUCUUCACGUGCUGCAACAUUGGACCGCGAGCUUGGCAGCACCACAAGUACUAUCUGUCCAAAUUCGAUGACUAUCCGAAAUCUCGUAAGGCGGUGAUCCCAUUCCUCCUGUAGUCACUUUACUCAAACUCAGUCACGUGACUUCACUCAAACUCAGUCACGUGACUUCACCCUAGAGACUUAACCUGACACCGGUGACUGAGCGGUAUGAACAAACGCCACGAAGCCACAACUAUGAACAUACUGGCACAUAAUGAUUAUUUAAUUGUGUGUAUGUGGACAGGAAGCAUUUAGUUAUUACAAACUGAAAGUGUGUUUGAAUAAAUGCAUUUGCCGUUAUGUAUGAUAUUCACUGUAUACAUAAUUUAAUGCAUGUCUUUAAUUGCGUGGAAAAGUUAUUUAAUGUAUUUUAUGUUCAUAUUAUCUGUGUCAUUUAGCAAUAACUAUGCACGUUGUAUAUGAUUAACUUAGCAUAUUAUAUUCUCCUUAAGAACAUAAUGUAGUUAAAUACAUAGUCUCAAUAGUGUACGUUCAUGUAUGUCCAGUAUUCCUUGAGUAUAAAUAUAACAGGGUAUUCACUGCUAUUCUAAGAACUAUAAUAAGUAUAAUUUGAUGUUCGUUAAGUUCUAUAGUUUUAUCGUUAAAAAUGCGUGCUUUGUUAGCGGCAAAAGUGGGUGAAUUAUUGUUUUUCUUAAUCCCUUCAGUGUUUCAUAUAAAAGAUGCAUUAUUUGAUUGCAGUUUUUACCAUAACUAAGCUUCAAAACAAUAUAUCACAAUACAUGAUUUCAAAAAUAAGGCCAUCAAAUUGUGAAGAACACAAUUUAAAUAAAGUAUAUACGUUGUCACUCAAAAUAUAAACCAUACAAAUAAAACACGGGUUCUUGUC